Messenger RNA from Conger conger (European conger), 489 nucleotides. RefSeq names its product mitochondrial contact site and cristae organizing system subunit 10 (gene micos10). Bases 88 to 318 code for a protein of 76 amino acids. Gene Ontology annotation, cellular component: mitochondrial inner membrane; MICOS complex; mitochondrion. The transcript has 4 exons. NCBI's taxonomy places the organism in Eukaryota, Metazoa, Chordata, Actinopteri, Anguilliformes, Congridae. The record is from RefSeq and is a predicted model, not a curated record.
UGCUGUCAACACACAAGAAGACACCAGAGGCUUAGAACUGCAGAAGAACAUCUCGCGAGAUUUGUAGGAAGGAAAUACUCCGCAAACAUGUCUGAGAAUGAGCUGGGUCAGAAGUGGGACCGCUGUCUCGCCAACACCGCUGUCAAACUAGGUGCUGGCCUCGGAUUGGGUAUCGUGCUCUCGGUCGUCUUCUUCAAACGCCGCACGUGGCCGAUAGCUUUUGGCUCAGGAGUCGGGUUGGGCAUGGCAUACUCCAACUGCCAGCAUGAUUUAAGGUCACCGUACCUUCUGCAUGGGCACAUGAUCAAGGAUCAGUAGUGCAGUCUCCUGAAGGAGGUGUCGCUCUUCCUCUCUCAUUCAUUUAUUCAUUUGCACAGUCCUGUCUGUCAGUGUGUCUGUGGGCCACAGCUCCCUGCCAUGUACCCCGUGUCAGUCCCGCCUCCCCGAACAGUACAGUCUGUGUUUAUUUAAUAAAACCACCCCAGUGUA